GUGUAGUCUAUGUUUUAUUCGACAAAAUGGAUUCGGACUCGGAAUUAGAUAUGGGAAGUGGAAUUAAAGAAAAUGUAGUUAGGCCUAAAUGUUUCAUCUCUAAUAGCUAUGAAGAUUUUUCAUUGAGGCUAGCUGAAAUGGAAACAACUACCAGAACGAGGUUCAACCUUCGCACAUGUACUAAGAAAGUUUUAGAUGUCAAAGCUGCGAUCUCCAAGCCAACUUCGAGGGUUCAAUGGCAGGAAAACAUUCCAUACAUUUGGUUGGAAUCCAUAUUGUACGUAUGCCAUCAAGGAAAAGACAUUGGUGCCUGUGCAAAAAAGAAGUAUGCUGCUCAACGAGAUUUAAAGGCAAUGGAUGACCACAUAUUUGUGAAGCGAUACAAAAAAGUUCAGACAACAAAAAAACUAGACUGUCCUGCAAAAAUUACUGUCAAGAGAGUAGUCCGAUUUAUGAAUCACCAGGUGACUGAUGAAAUGACAGAUGUGAAAAAACGAGCUGCCUCCAAGUUAAUCAAGAAAUCAAUAUCGGAUGAGACAGAUUUAGGAGAAGAGGGCUAUUUUUACAACUUGCCAGCUCAAGAUGAGCACAAAAAUCAUCUGAUUGGAGAAGAAGCUGAUGCAGUUGAACCAGUCGACAAAAGAACAUAA
Messenger RNA from Macrosteles quadrilineatus (aster leafhopper), 650 nucleotides. RefSeq lists its product as uncharacterized. The transcript has 5 exons. Bases 27 to 650 code for a protein of 207 amino acids. NCBI's taxonomy places the organism in Eukaryota, Metazoa, Arthropoda, Insecta, Hemiptera, Cicadellidae. Gene Ontology annotation, molecular function: DNA-binding transcription factor activity. The record is from RefSeq and is a predicted model, not a curated record.